AUGCUCUCGAAAUUGAGUUUUUUUCAGGAAUUCUUGAAAGUAGUGGAAUAUGUGGCUCCUAUGGUAGAGAAUCUUGAUAUACACACAGAACGUCGUCUCCUUCGUAAUCUUGAAAAACGCCAGAUGCAGUUGAAUAAGGAAUAUUUGCAGGAGUUCGAGAAGGUGAACGCACAUGUACAAGAUUUCGCUGAGAAAGUCCGUACUAUGCACAGAAUAUGUUCCGACCUAACAAAUCGCAUACAGCAAAACAAAGAAAAGACGCAGGAUCUUCUCAGUAAAACCAGCGCUUUGCAAAACCAAAAAAAACGUUUGGAAUCGAAGCAAAAGGCUAUAGAUGAUUUCCUUGGACGAUUUUCGCUCAACGAGAGCGAGAAAAGAGCGCUUGAGGGGAACACGAACGAUGGAACCAUUACAAGUGACUUUUUCCCUGCUCUCGCUCGUGCACGCGAUAUCUACACCGACAGCAAGGAGCUUCUCCGUAGCAGUGGCGAACACUCAGCUGCGUAA
This is a messenger RNA of Haemonchus placei, 507 nucleotides long. Lineage: Eukaryota; Metazoa; Nematoda; Chromadorea; Rhabditida; Trichostrongylidae. The record is from the annotation of a GenBank genome assembly.